Messenger RNA from Microtus oregoni (creeping vole), 2922 nucleotides. RefSeq names its product small RNA binding exonuclease protection factor La (gene Ssb). The transcript has 12 exons. Gene Ontology annotation, molecular function: RNA binding. Gene Ontology annotation, biological process: positive regulation of translation; RNA processing. The coding region runs from base 154 to 1377 and encodes 407 amino acids. Lineage: Eukaryota; Metazoa; Chordata; Mammalia; Rodentia; Cricetidae. The record is from RefSeq and is a predicted model, not a curated record. Gene Ontology annotation, cellular component: ribonucleoprotein complex; cytosol; cytoplasmic stress granule.
CGCAAGGCCUGCCGGGAGAGCCCCCAUCUUUAAGCGCGUUUGGCUGGCCCACGGGCGCUCGGAAGUCGAGACGCUUCCGUCGUUGUUCUUGAAGCGGUGGAGACUGUGGGGGUCGGCGUCUUUGAGUGUGAGAAGUUUUUACAGAUAGCCACAAUGGCUGAAAAUGGAGAUAAUGAAAAAAUGGCUGCUCUGGAGGCCAAAAUCUGUCAUCAAAUUGAGUAUUAUUUUGGAGACUUCAAUUUGCCACGAGACAAGUUUUUAAAGGAACAGAUCAAAUUGGAUGAAGGCUGGGUACCUUUGGACACAAUGAUAAAAUUCAACAGGCUAAACCGACUGACAACAGACUUUAAUGUAAUUGUCCAAGCACUGGGCAAAUCUAAGGCAAAGCUUAUGGAAGUGAGUGCAGACAGAACUAAGAUCAGAAGAUCUCCAAGCAGACCCCUUCCUGAAGUGACGGACGAGUAUAAGAAUGAUGUAAAAAACAGAUCUGUUUAUAUUAAAGGCUUCCCAACUGAUGCAACCCUGGAUGACAUAAAAGAAUGGCUAGAUGAUAAAGGUCAAAUACUGAAUAUUCAGAUGAGACGAACAUUGCACAAAACAUUUAAGGGGUCAAUAUUUGCUGUGUUUGAUAGUAUUCAGUCUGCAAAGAAGUUUGUGGAUACCCCUGGUCAGAAGUACAAAGACACAAGCUUGUUAAUACUCUUUAAGGAAGAUUACUUUGCAAAGAAAAAUGAAGAAAGAAAGCAGAGCAAAGUGGAAGCUAAAUUAAAAGCUAAACAAGAACAUGAAGGAAGACACAAGUCAGGAAAUGCUGAAACACGACCUCUAGAAGGAAGGAUGGGGUGCUUACUGAAGUUUUCAGGUGACUUGGAUGACCAGACCUGUAGAGAAGAUUUACACAUCCUUUUCUCAAAUCACGGUGAAAUAAAAUGGAUUGACUUUGUCAGAGGAGCAAAAGAGGGAAUAAUUCUCUUUAAAGAGAAAGCUAAGGAAGCACUUGAGAAAGCCAGGAGUGCAAAUAAUGGUAACCUACAAUUAAGGAACAAAAAGGUGACUUGGAAAGUAUUAGAAGGACAUGCGGAAAAAGAUGCGAUGAAAAAAAUCAUGGAUGAUCAGCAAGAAUCACUAAACAAAUGGAAGUCAAAAGGAGGAGGCCGCAGAUUUAAAGGAAAAGGAAGGGGAAACAGACCUCCUUAUGCUGGGGGACCCAAAGGAAGAGGACAGUUUCAUGGCAGGAGAACAAGAUUCGAUGAUGAUGACUACCAUCACCAUCAUCGACGUGGAUCAGGACCAAUGAAAAGAGCAAGAGACGGAAGAGACAGAGAAGAGCCUGCAUCAAAGCAUAAGAAGAGAGAGAACGGCGCUAGAGACAAGUAGUUUAGUAAGCAGUGUUUUUAUUCAUCUUAGUUAGAUUUUAAGCUGCUUUUUGUCUUCAGAAGCUUUUAAAAAGAAAAGCGAAUUAGGUCCACUUCAAUGUCCACCUGUAUAAAAGGAAAAGAAUUUGUUUUUCUUGUCUUUUUUUUGUUGUUGUUACCCAAAUGAAAGUUUUUUAAAAUGUAUAGUUCUGUUUGUGUUUGGAUGAUUCAAAUAUGAAAAGGAAGAUUCUUCCUCUUAAUUGCCUUUGUAAUAUGAGAAUGUAUUAGUACAAACUUGUAAAAUAUAUGCUGUAUAAAAAUAGCCAACUGUUUACUUUUUUCUUUUUUUUUCUCUUAAAUUUUUUCACAAAGAAUUUACUAGAAUGUUGACUGCUUAGACAACAGUUAAUUUGUCCAGUCUCUCAGGCUGGCUUUCUAUUUACCCAUGCAACUUGCUGUGAGUGGAAAGUAAUAUUGCAAAGCUUUUGAAUGCUGAACGUAUUCAAAAUUGGGAAACUUACUGAUUUCUUUUUAUGAAAGUUGUAUAAUGCUGGCAGGUCAUAUCGAAGCUCUGUAAAACAAGGCAAACAUUCACCUUGAAAGUAUUAGAUGCUGGUGUGCAUUAAUGUUUUACAUCCAUCACUUUGGACAUACCCUUUUGAAUACUUACAUGCCAAGUUAUGCAGAGUGUUUCUGCUGUUUUGAUCACAUGUCAAAAUUUGAGGUUAUGGAGAAUAGUUAAAAGAAUUCACAAGCAUGGGGGAAAAGUUCUGUGAAAAUCAGAUGUAUCUAUAGCUGACAAUAUGAUAUUCAUGCUUCAAAAAUUGCCUAUCCAUGUUUUAAUAAUGGAUAGUCCUAGUUAUUUUUUCUACUAACAAAAUGAAGGUCCAUUUUUCACAUUCCUUCCCAAUUUAUUUUUGAUUUUUGAAACAGGGUUUCUCUGUAUAACAGUCCUAGCUGUCCUGGAACUUGCCUCAUAGACCAAGCUGGCCUUGAACUCAACAGAGAUCCAUCUGCCUCUGCCUCCUCCUAAGUGCUGAGAUUAAAGCGUGUACCACUACUACUCCAGCCCUUUCUAAUUUAUAACGUAAAUUCUCUAUACUUUCACCAUUGGCCAGUGGUAUCUUUUGUAAUUUCCAAUACAUGCCAUAGCUCUCUAUAAUGUGUGACCAAGUCAUCUGGGAAUCUUGUUCUGUUUGUGUAGGCUCCAAGGUUGUUAAAGCUGAUAAUGUGAAGACCACUAAAGGUCUGGAUUAGUAUACAACUAGGACUAAUAUAAAGUGCUCUGUAUUGAGUUCUGUGACAACACUUAAUAGGAAGACAGACAAGUCUUUAUGAACAACUUAGGUAGAUCCUUUAACAUCAUAGGACCAAUUCGUGGUAAACUCAUGCUAGACAUAAUGGCAUGUGCAUUUCAUCUCAGGACUGGGAAUCAGGCAGACAAAUGCCUAGUCCAGUAGGCCUUGUGAGUUCUCUGACAGUCAGAGGUAGUUAGGGGAGGAGAGAGAGAAAGAAAAACGCAGAGAAACCAUGCUUCCAAACAAAUAAAGAUGUUCCUUUUAUUGCA